AUGACGAAGACGCAUGAUUCUCACUACACGCUGAUUGAUCAGACGCAUGAUUCUCACUACACGCUGAUUGAUCAGACGCAUGAUUCUCACUACACGCUGAUUGAUCAGACGCAUGAUUCUCACUACACGCUGAUUGAUCAGACGCAUGAUUCUCACUACAUGCUGAUUGAUCAGACGCAUGAUUCUCACUACACGCCGAUUGUUCAGACGCAUGAUUCUCACUACACGCUGAUUGAUAAGACGCAUGAUUCUCAAUACACGCUGAUUGAUCAGACGCAUGAUUCUCACUACACGCUGAUUGAUCAGACGCAUGAUUCUCACUACACGCUGAUUGACAUGACGCAUGAUUCUCACUACACGCUGAUUGAUCAGAAGCAUGAUUCUCACUACACGCUGAUUAUUCAGACGCAUGAUUCUCACUACACGCUGAUUGAUCAGACGCAUGAUUCUCACUACACGCUGAUUGAUCAGACGCAUGAUUCUCACUACACGCUGAUUGAUCAGACGCAUGAUUCUCACUACAUGCUGAUUGAUCAGACACAUGAUUCUCACUACACGCUGACUGAUCAGACACCUGAUUCUCACUACACGCUUAUUGAUCAGACGCAUGAUUCUCACUACACGCCUUAUUAA
Haliotis rufescens (red abalone) is the source of this 633-nucleotide messenger RNA. Its product is annotated as sex-determining region Y protein-like. The record is from RefSeq and is a predicted model, not a curated record. Bases 1 to 633 code for a protein of 210 amino acids. Lineage: Eukaryota; Metazoa; Mollusca; Gastropoda; Lepetellida; Haliotidae. The transcript is spliced from 2 exons.